UUUUUUAAGAAAAAGAAAUAUACACUUGAGUGGCAAUGCAAAAUCUAUCUUCAAGCACGAAACCCUUGCAAAAUCUCUCUUUAAAACAAGAGAAACAGAGUGAAGCAAAGCAAAUGCCCCAAAUCUCAAGUCUGCGCCUCCUGUUCUCUCCUCUAAAACCCUCUUUACCGUUCUGUCCCUCUAAACCAAAACCUUACUCUAUCUUCACUGUCCUCAGUUCCUCUUCUUCUAGUUCAUCAAAACGAUACCGCAUAGCUCCCAACAACCACCGGUCUUUCAGGUUUAGAACCAGAGAGAAUAGUACUUUCAGUAGUAGAGAGAAUAACAGUGAUAAUAAUAUUAAGAAGAAGAGUAAAGAAAGGGAUAAAAAACAGGUCCCAAUGGAAGAGAAUGGUAAUCAGUCUUUUGGGUAUAAUAAAAGAAGGGCUGAAGGUAGAGAUAAGAGUGAUAAAGCCAAAAGAAAUCUUCAGAUGAAAGUUAGAAAGCUCAAUCCUACUAAUACAAUUUCUUAUGUGCAAAUCCUAGGGACUGGAAUGGACACUCAGGAUACAUCACCUUCAGUUUUGCUUUUCUUUGACAAGCAAAGAUUCAUUUUUAAUGCUGGUGAGGGAUUACAGCGGUUCUGCACAGAGCAUAAGAUUAAGCUAUCAAAGAUAGAUCACAUCUUUCUCUCUCGUGUAUGCUCAGAAACAGCUGGUGGAAUUCCAGGUUUGUUGUUGACUUUGGCUGGCAUGGGAGAUGAAGGUAUGUCGGUCAAUAUAUGGGGCCCUUCAGAUCUUCAAUAUUUGGUUGAUGCUAUGAAGUCUUUCAUUCCUCAUGCUGCCAUGGUUCACACAACAAGCUUCGGUUCUGAUGCUACUGCUCAGUUUGGAGCAAGCAACUUUACAGAUCCCAUCAUCCUUGUUGACAAUGAGGUCGUCAAAAUAUCAGCCCUUCUCCUUCGACCAAGCUGUUCAAAAGGAUCUGCAGUAAAGCCUGGUGAUAUGUCAGUGAUAUAUCUCUGUGAAUUGCCUGAAAUUAUGGGGAAAUUUGACCCAGUAAAAGCAAAAGCUCUUGGUCUGAAUCCUGGACCAAAAUAUAGUGAACUGCAAUCAGGACAAACAGUGAAGUCAGAUCGCCAGAAUAUCAUGGUUCAUCCAAGUGAUGUAAUGGGUCCUUCAAUUCCUGGUCCAAUUGUAUUUCUAGUUGACUGCCCAACAGAAUCCCAUGUGGAGGAAUUAUUAUUCAUGCAAUUUCUUCAUAGUUACUAUGCAGAUUACUCAGGUAAUCAAUCAGAGAAUGAGAAAACUGUUACUUGUAUCAUUCAUUUAGGUCCUGCUUCUGUAAUAAGUAGCCCCAAUUACCAGAAGUGGAUGAAGAACUUUGGUUCAGCACAACACAUUAUGGCUGGAAACGAAAUGAAGAAUGUGGAAAUUCCAAUCCUUAAAUCCAGUGCAAGAAUUGCUGCGAGGCUUAAUUACCUGUGUCCUCAGUUUUUUCCAGCUCCAGGUAUCUGGUCACUUAAGCAGCUUAAAAGCUCAAAAGAAGACUACAUUUAUUCAGGCGAGGUCUGUGUCUCAAAGUCUGCUGGAAGGAUAUUGGCUGAAAAUCUUCUUAAGUUCACUUUGCGUCCUCAUGCUCAUCUUGGUCUGGACAAAUCCAAUAUUCCAAGUUUGAUGGCUCCCUCAGAAGUUAUUAAUGAGUUACUUACAGAACUUCCAGAAAUUGUAGAUGCUGCCCAGCAUGUCCGCCAGUUCUGGCACAGUUCUGGAGAAGUGAAAAGAGACAUAGCUUUUGGACAGGACAAUAAUGUUAUGAUUGAAGAACCAUGGCUAGGAGAGAAUAUAGUUCCUUCUUGUUUGGAGAACAUCAGGAGAGAUGAUAUGGAGAUUGUGCUUCUGGGAACAGGUUCAUCUCAGCCAUCUAAAUACCGAAAUGUUAGUUCUGUCUAUAUUAAUCUCUUCUCCAAAGGAGGUUUGCUUCUAGACUGUGGGGAAGGAACACUUGGACAACUGAAAAGAAGGUAUGGUGUGGAGGGUGCUGAUAGUGUCGUGAGAAAUCUAACGUGUAUCUGGAUAUCUCAUAUUCAUGCUGAUCACCAUACAGGAUUAGCAAGAAUACUUGCUCUACGACAUGAUUUGUUGAAGGGCAUGCCCCAUGAGCCAUUACUUGUUGUUGGGCCAAGGCAACUUAAGAGAUUUUUAGAUGCAUAUCAACAACUGGAGGACCUAGAUAUGCAGUUUCUUGAUUGUAGGAGCACCACUAGUGCUACAUGGGAAGCUUGUGAGGGCAAUAGUGAAUCAAAACUCGAUCACUCAGCUCCAGCAGAAGGUAGUCCAAAUAUUACUGAAAAUGUGAACAAAUCUACAGUAAAAACCGAGUCAACUUUGUUUGCUAGAGGUAGCCGAAUGCAAAGCUAUUGGAAAAGACCAGGAAAUCUGGUUGACAAUAAUGCUUUUGCACUUUUGAGCAAUUUGAAGAAAGUGCUCAAUGAUGCAGGGUUGGAGACUUUAAUUAGUUUCCCAGUUGUGCAUUGUCUUCAGGCAUUUGGCGUUGUGUUGACGGCAUCAGAGAGAAUAAAUUCUGUUGGAAAAGUUAUACCAGGGUGGAAGAUUGUGUACUCAGGUGACACUAGGCCCUGCCCAGAACUGGUAGAAGCGUCACAUGGAGCCACAGUCCUUGUACACGAGGCAACUUUUGAGGAUGACUUGAUGGAUGAAGCUGUAGCCAAAAACCACAGCACAACAAAGGAAGCCAUAGAAGUAGGGAACUUAGCUGGAGCAUAUCGAAUCAUCCUCACCCACUUCAGUCAGAGAUACCCCAAAAUACCUGUUUUUGAUGAGUCACACAUGCACAAAACAUGCAUAGCUUUUGACAUGAUGAGUGUUAACGUAGCAGAUUUACCAGUGGUUCCCAGAGUACUUCCAUACCUUAAAUUGCUUUUCAAAAAUGAGAUGGUAGUUGACGAAUUAGAUGAUGUCAAUGCUGUAAGUGCAUUUUCUUGAUGAUUAAUCGAAAUGUGCCGCAACUGGCCAGCUUAUUUUCCA
This is a messenger RNA of Ricinus communis (castor bean), 3026 nucleotides long. Its product is annotated as tRNAse Z TRZ4, mitochondrial. Gene Ontology annotation, cellular component: mitochondrion. The record is from RefSeq and is a predicted model, not a curated record. The coding region runs from base 36 to 2984 and encodes 982 amino acids. NCBI's taxonomy places the organism in Eukaryota, Viridiplantae, Streptophyta, Magnoliopsida, Malpighiales, Euphorbiaceae. Gene Ontology annotation, molecular function: 3'-tRNA processing endoribonuclease activity. The transcript is spliced from 12 exons. Gene Ontology annotation, biological process: mitochondrial tRNA 3'-end processing.